AUGCCCCCCAAAUCCAAAAAGCAAGACGCCAAACCACAACCAACCCAAAACCAACCCAACUGCCCAAACUGGCCACCCCUACGCCCCCUUCUCCCACCCGCCGAUCUAAGCCUAGAACCCCUCCUCCGCGACCAAAUCUACCUCAUCCGCAACUUCCUUCCAAGCACCCUCUGCAAAACUUACGCCUCAUUCCUAGCCUCACUACCCCUAACCACAACACCCGGUAAACCAAAGAAAGACGAGGCAUUGCGCGUGAAUGAUCGGUUCCAGAUUGAUGAUGCGCGGUUUGCGGAGAUGCUGUGGAGUCAGACUUCUCUGAAGGAACUCGUCACAGAGAGAUCUGAAGAGCUAGAUUAUGAUGAGGAUGUGGACGGGCAUGGAUCACCCGCAGAAAUCGCCGAACGAGCGCAGAGACUUUGGGGCGGGGAACCCUUGGGGUUGAAUGCCAAUAUUCGCAUUUAUCGAUAUACGAAGGGUCAAUUCUUUGGUCAGCAUUACGACGACUCAAACAACAUAACCUUCCCCCCAUAUCCCUCAACAGCCCUCUCACGAGCAACGCCCGCACGAACAACCUGGACCCUCCUCAUCUACCUGACGACCAGCACAGGCGGCGAAACAGUCUUCUACCCGGAAGCGACGCGCGCGAAUCGGAACCCUGAGCCGAUUGUUGUUGCGCCGGAGGUUGGGAUGGCGCUUUUGCAUCGGCAUGGGGAUGCUUGUAUGCUUCAUGAGGGGAUGGAAGUUACGGGUGGGGAGAAGUGGGUUUUGAGGAGUGAUCUGGUUGUUCCGAGGUGA
Messenger RNA from Penicillium antarcticum, 795 nucleotides. RefSeq lists its product as uncharacterized. The transcript is spliced from 2 exons. NCBI's taxonomy places the organism in Eukaryota, Fungi, Ascomycota, Eurotiomycetes, Eurotiales, Aspergillaceae. The record is from RefSeq and is a predicted model, not a curated record. Gene Ontology annotation, molecular function: L-ascorbic acid binding; iron ion binding; procollagen-proline 4-dioxygenase activity. Gene Ontology annotation, biological process: peptidyl-proline hydroxylation to 4-hydroxy-L-proline. The coding region runs from base 1 to 795 and encodes 264 amino acids. Gene Ontology annotation, cellular component: endoplasmic reticulum.